UUGGCGGCGAGGGAUACAUUGGGAGUGAUGGAUAGUAUCGGUGGUAAAAGCUGUUUGGAAAUCUGGACAGAGGAAAACGACAAGUUGGUGGCAGAACUGAAGAAUAUUUCUACCCACACUGCAAGUUGGAAAGCUACCUUGCGCCAGAGCUAUGUUUCUUUCAACAAACUGCUAGAGAAAAUCCAAGGGUUGCCACCGACUAUACCCAGCCUUCCCCUGGAACUGACUGUGCUGUACAAUACCAUUGUUUUAGGUAUCAGCUUGUCUGACGUCAUUCACAGCGAUCACUCCCGGUUGUUCCAGGGAUUAACCCGGGGAUUAGAAGCGUAUGGUAAAUGUUUUGACGAACAGGACAUCAUGAAAUUAUGCAAAAUGAUAUUUCAGAACAUCAGUGACCCUACUGUUAUUCAGGGAGUUCAUCAGAUAUUAUAUCUGCAAAGCCUGCUGUGGCUGGCUAGAAAUCAGCUGGAGAAAGUUGAUGCAGUGCUACACGUGCUCAAGGAGAGAAGUUCCUCGGCCUCCGGUUUGAAUAUACAGUGUGAUGAUUUGUGGCAGUCCAUUAAAACUGGAUACCUACUAAAAGAUGGAAGGGGGAAGCGUCUUGUGUUGGCACUGAGUCUCAGAAGUCUGGGACAGUUGAUGUACACCUGUGCUACAUUUUUGCGAGGUGUUCGUAAAGUGGAAGAUGGUAAUUACCUGGAAGCCAUUGAUAUCCUGCAGCAAGCAACCGAUGGACUUUGCUCUAAGAAAAUUCUGGCAGAGAUCUACACUCUGAUCGGUUACAGUUCAGUCCAAGUGGGCAAACCACAAACUGGCUUGCAAUAUUUCAGGUGGGCACUACAAUUAGACAUCCAGUGCUUUCCUGCAUUGUAUCAUGCUGCUAUGGUCUAUCGACAGCUAGAGAUGCUGGAAGCUGAACUUGAGGCCCUAAACCAUCUUUAUAUGAUUUUUGAAAAUUAUGAUAAAUUUAAGGACGCCAAUCACGUUGAAUCUCAGUUUUUGAUCAAGCCUGAGCAGCUGGUUGGGAUUCCAGCAACAUGCUGUCUGCUGACCAACGUAAACCAAGUAUAUGUAAAGCAUUCUCUUGCAAGAAGAUACCUUCAGAUAGGAAGGGCUGGAGAGGCAGCAGAACAUUACCUUGACCUACUGGCUUCAUUCUAUGAAGGAUCACAACAGGAAAUAUCUCUUGUAGCAGACUGCAUGGUUCCUCGAAUUCCUGAAAUCUAUUUGGAAACAGCUGUGGCUCUUCUGCAGUGUCAGAGAUGUAACGAUGCCAUCACGGUCUGUGAGGAAAUUACCCGCAAACUGUCAAGUUUACUUUCAGAAAAUUUAACAUUUGAGAUUAGAGUUAAUGAAUGGUUGCCUAAAGAUUGCUCAGAAAGGACUGAAAUUAACACAGUUUGCCAGAGUUCCCUUUCAAAUUAUUCCAGUGAGUCACAAACACAAUGUUCAACAAAGAAAGAAACCCUCAAUUAUAUUCUAUGGAUGGCAAGUGCAUUAUUAUAUCAAGGACAAGCUUUUGCUCUCUUGGGAAAUAAUAAGGAAUCAAUUACUAACUUUAGUCGAUGUGUUAAUUUGCUCCAUAAAGUUCAAGUUGUAGAUUCUGAUGAUUCUGGAGGGCCAAAUAGUCAAUUUGAGACUUUGAAAGAGAAGAUAAUGGAAGUAAAAUAUUUGCAAAAGCUGAAAUCAUUGGCUUUUGUUGGAAAAGGAGUGCAGCUGACAGAAAGAGGUCAACAAAGAGAAGCUCUGCAGAAUUUUCAGCUGGGUCUACAAGCUUGUCCUGAUAGUUUAGAAGCAAUGUAUAAUCUGGUGCAAGUUCUGUGGAAACUUAGAAGGAAGGGUGAAGCUGUCUCUUACUGGCAAAAAUACCACAGUUCAACAAGAGCAUCUGCAGAGGAGGUGCAGCAAGGGUGGUCCAAAAAAUUGCCCUUAUUCUUGAUUCCUCAUCUCAAUGAAAUAAGUCCUUCAGAGGAAGAAGCAGUUUCUGAAAUGUUGCAGGCACAUUGUGUCUCUCAUUCUAAAGAGAAAUCAGCUGUUCAGUUUCUGAGAUCCACAUCUUAUUCAUGACCAUCAGUAGUCAUCCAGGUCCAAGUGAAAGAAAACGGCAAAGAACAUUCUGAAUUAAUGUCAUUUUAAAUCAUUUUGAAACAUGCACUUAUCCUGUCUGUUGCAUGAUUUGGCCAUGGCAAGUACCUUUGUGACAAAGGAAGAUUGCAUUUGAUAUUUCAAUGUUUAAACUGCAAAAUUUCUAGUUCGGGUAUUACAUAAAUCUGUAAUGGAGCCAUGCAGCAGCUCUCCCAGAAGAUCAUUAUUCUUUUGUCUGUAUCCCACAAAGCUGUGAAUUCAGAAAUAUUGGCAAGAUUCAAGGCUGAGGCAGAGAGAUCUUUGGUCUACAUAGAUGGCCAAACAUAAAACUGAGGCCAAGGUCAAAUCAUUAAUGACCUCAUCGAAUGGUUGAGCAGGUGGACAUAUCCUCCUAAUAUUUUCUUAUAUUUCCAUAAAUUAUUUUAUUAUCCAAUCUUUUGAAAUGAACUGAGAAUUUAUUUCAUCACUAUUUACUUUUGACAUUUAUAAAGAAUCCAUCACAUUUAUACAAAAGUGCAUGUCUAAAUGUUCACAAGUAUAAAACUUCUUAUUAAUAAGUUGCAGCAAAAAGAAUUGUUUCUUGAGAUUUAAAUUUCUUAUGUUUAAAACAAAAUUUGAAGUAAAAUUAUUAUCAAAGCACAUGUAUACUCAUAUACAACACUGAGAUUCAUUUUUGUGGACGUACCUGGUAAAUCCAAAAUAAAAUAAUAACCAUUUCAGAAUCAAUGAAAGACUGCACCAACUUGGGCGUUA
Mobula hypostoma (lesser devil ray) is the source of this 2838-nucleotide messenger RNA. It is a transcript of the gene fancg, whose product is annotated as FA complementation group G. The coding region runs from base 28 to 2067 and encodes 679 amino acids. The transcript has 14 exons. Gene Ontology annotation, biological process: interstrand cross-link repair. The record is from RefSeq and is a predicted model, not a curated record. Gene Ontology annotation, cellular component: Fanconi anaemia nuclear complex. Gene Ontology annotation, molecular function: protein binding. Lineage: Eukaryota; Metazoa; Chordata; Chondrichthyes; Myliobatiformes; Myliobatidae.